Aphis gossypii (cotton aphid) is the source of this 3997-nucleotide messenger RNA. RefSeq names its product protein MTSS 2 (gene mim). Gene Ontology annotation, molecular function: actin binding; phospholipid binding. The record is from RefSeq and is a predicted model, not a curated record. Gene Ontology annotation, biological process: cell projection assembly; plasma membrane organization. Bases 706 to 2973 code for a protein of 755 amino acids. The transcript has 14 exons. Gene Ontology annotation, cellular component: actin cytoskeleton; cytoplasmic side of plasma membrane. NCBI's taxonomy places the organism in Eukaryota, Metazoa, Arthropoda, Insecta, Hemiptera, Aphididae.
AAAGAAUCGGAGAAUGUGCGACUGGAGAUUUGCAAAUCGCGCAAAACGACGCGAGCGCGACCAUUGAAGACUGCCGACGACCACGGUCGACAUUGCCGUUUUUCAGUAGCGGGGGGCGUACCACUUCCAAGUAGAUGGCGUGCGAGUUGAUCGACCCUAUUCUACGGAUUGCGGUGCGGUGCCGUUUUGUUUAUACACAUUCACACGCGCGCGCACGCACACACAAACAUACACACAUGCGCGCGCACACAAGCGCACACACACAAGCACAACACAGCGGCGGCCAGCGCGAUGUCGAUUCCGUCCUCAGUGUUCGUAGGUGUCGGUCGUGUGUCCGUCGCGCAGACGUGCCUUAGAUAAAAGUAGUGCAAAUUGUGUUUUGUUUUGUUUUGAUUUGUUUGUAGGUAUAUAUUUUUUCUACUCUGACAGAAGUAAGAAAGAGAACGAGAAAAACGUGUCCGUGCCCGUUUGGUUUUCUUGAUUUCCUCUGGUGACGAGAAUACUCUCACGCGAUGACAGUCGAUCACGUUCACAGGGUUAUCGCCGUGAUGGUUUUCGACCGUGAAUAGGACAGAGACUUUUCCAAACGGGAUAAAUAACAUUGGUAUUAUUACUGAACGUGCGUUGCGUGCGUUUGUGUAUUUUUGAGUUCGAUUGUGUAAGACACCGUUAGUGUGUGCGCCCGUGUGUAUUGCCGUUCACACUAUGGAAGGUAACGGGGUCGGCAAAGAUUGCAAUGCCCUCGGCGGAUUGUUCCAGCAGAUCGUCAUGGACCUGAAGAAUGGAACUCCAAUGUGGGAAGAUUUCAUGGCAAAAGCCACAAAACUUCAUACGUGUCUUCGAGCAACUAUUCAUGCUAUCGGAGCUUAUCUAGACGCUUUUCAAAAAAUUGCUGAUGCUGCCACUAAUGCCAGAGGUGCUACUAAAGAAAUUGGAACUGCAUUGACCAGAAUGUGUCUUCGUCAUAGAGCAGUUGAAGCUAGAAUGAAAACAUUUUCAAGCGCAAUAAUGGACUGUUUGGUGGUUCCGCUUCAAGAGAAACUAGAAGAUUGGAAGAAGACUAUUGUCAACCUAGACAAAGAGCACGCUAAAGAGUAUAAAAAAGCAAGAGCUGAAUUAAAAAAGCGUUCUACGGAUACAUUACGCUUACAAAAAAAAGCACGCAAAGGUGCUAAAAUGAAUGAACUGCACAAAGCAUUGCAAGACGUUUCUGAUAGAAAAGCUGUAUUAGAAGAAACAGAAAAGAGAGCUGUUCGUGAAGCAUUAAUCGAAGAACGAAGUAGAUAUUGUAUUUUCGUAACAAUUUUGAAACCAGUCAUCGAAGAAGAAGUGGCCAUGCUUAUGGAAUUAUCCCAUUUACAAGAAGUUAUGGAUAAAUUAGAAGCACACACCACUGAUCCAUACUCUUUACCUCCAGCUAGUGAACAGGUGCUGGUCGACUAUAAAGGUAGUGAAAUGUCAUGGACACACCAAACACCCCCAAGUAGUCCCAGUUCGUUGGGUUCACGUAAAUCCAGUAUGUGUUCCAUCAAUUCAAUAAACAGCUGGUCUAGCGGCAGUACACAUUCACCGAGCCAUCAAUACUGGAGCCGCUCAUUGCUUCAGCCAGUAUCAAAUGAGCUACGUUACAAAGGGCCUUUACCUCCUAGUAGAUUAUGCAGUGCUUCAUCUCAUGAUUCAGGGUUUACAUCCCAAGACACAAUAUAUACAAAACAACAAUCAUAUUCAAAGGCUCCUAACUCGUCUGAUUCCAAUAGUAGCAGUGCUGGAAGCAGUACACCUUCUACUCCAUUUGCUAGUUCUGAAGGUGGAUGUGGAACAUGGCCCAAUGCUCAGGAAACAUUACAAUUUGAACGUGCUGCGUCAGCCAUUAUGAAUGAUGCAAGACCACACACUAUUUCAGGUGGUGCUCACCAUCUACGACCAGCCCUUAGCGCGUACACAUUUCAACCUGAUUCUUCUUCUAUUGAUAAAACUCCCGUUGUCUCACCACAAGACGAUUAUGCUCAUGUCCCUGAUGUCCCGUCCAGAGAUAUGCACAAAAGUUAUAAACCAACCUCACUAAAAACAAUUGAGUAUAUUCAACCAACAUAUGUCAAUAUGCACGAACUAGCUAGUAUGGCUGCCAACAAAGCUCAAGAAAGAAAUUCACAGCACAAUGAGCCUUCUUUAAUUGUAAAUUUGAAAAACGAUGGAGAUCGAAAGGAGAGCACUAGUGAGAGUUCUCUAGAGUCUUCAAGCGGCUAUAGUAGUCAAACAGCAAUAUCAAAUGCCACUCCAGAUGAAGAAGUGGAAAAUUCACUUUUGAAAUAUUGCACAUUGGAUAGUCAAAAUAGUAUUGCCAUCAAAGAACGUGUACGACCCGUAUCUACAUUGGGUUAUUCCAGUCUCAGAAGCGGUACACUGUGUCGUCGUUCUUCAAUUCAAAGCAACAAGCCACCUCCACCAAUACGCCGUACACCAUCUAUCUUAAACAAUUCAGUACAAAACUUACCCCCUCCACCUCCAUUUUUGCUAGAUAUUGCUGCAGAACAACGCCAGCAAAGUCGUUCACAAACAUCUUUAACAUCAGAAAAAGUAUAUUCUGAACCCAUGACACAUCAACGUAAAUCAUCUGGGGGAAGUGUGGCUGAAACUGUACGUAAUCUAACACAACUUAAUCAUACACCUGCAAGUCCUAUUUUAUUGCGCCGCACACCCAGUAAUCGGUCAACAAGUGCUGAUCGCUGUAAUAGCUAUUCAUCUGAGCCAGUAACUGGGUUUAUGGCUGCUUUAGGCUCUAGACUAUUACAGCAGCAACCUAAAACAACAGGCGGGUCACCGAAAUUAACUAGACGUUGGAUUGCUCCUGCCAGACACUCCGUUGUGGAUCCAGCCACUUGUCAUGAUUCACUAAUGGAACAAAUAAGGAAAGGUAUGGUGUUAAGAAAAUCUAUCGCUAUCAAUGACAGGUCAGCACCUAAAACUAAUUAAGAGUUAAAUACAUUAAGUUAAUAUUGUUUUCUCUUUGAAUAUUAAUUAUUUUCAUUCUUUUUUUUGUAAUACCUAAUCAAUUUAAUUUAAAUAGUAAAUUCUAAUAUUAUAUUUAUAAUUUCAAUUUUUCCACAUAGUUAUUGGAUUGGAAUUUAUUCUUAAACUAAAAUAAUCUCAUAGAAUAUGAAAUCCACUUUGACAUAAUAUGUCUAACAGUUACUCUGUGUUAUACAAAUGUCCACUUCUAAAAAAUAUAUAAAUACAUUUAAAACUUGAAUCACGUGUUGUAAAAGAAUAUGUUGAUUUUUCUUAUUUCUUAUAGUUAGUGUUUUUUGACAAAGAUGAUAAAAUACUAUGUAUAAGCUCUAUAAAAUGUUUUAUGAAUAAUUUGGACUUGAGUUUGUGUAUUAAUAUCAUUCCAGACAUGUAUAUUUUUUUUUUUACUAACACAUUCCUUUGUUCAUGGUUAUCACUUAUAAUUAAAUGUUUAUUACAUAAACCUAAAAGUCUCACAUUGGUAUACAAAAAUAAUUAUUCCAAAAUCUAUAAAUUUAGAUAUUAUUCUGUGUUUAUAAUUAUUUAUAUAUGUAUACACAUGUGUUCAUUAAUAAAAUCAAUUAUGUUCAGACUCAGUUUAAAUUUAAUGCUAAUACAUUAUUAUCUUUUUAGAAAUAUGAUUAUGUUUAUAUAAUAAAAAAAAAAUAAACAAUUAUUAUAUAAAACCAAAGUCAAUUUGACAUCCGUCUAUAAAAUUUAUUGAUACUUAUCGAAAUAUAUUAAUGUAUGCAUUUUUUUAAAUGCGUUAAAACUAUUAAUGUAUUGUAUAAUCUUUAUUUAUAUUAUUAUUAUUAUUAUUAUUAUUAAUAUUACUUUUUUGUAGUUGAUUUUUUUUUUUUUUUUUUGUAACAAAUAUUUAUUUGUACUAUGAUGUUUUUUGUGUAUAGAGAAUUGUGGAUUUGUUUUAAGGGUUCAUAAUAACCGUUUGUUGUAUGAUUAAUGAAAAAUAAAUGAAAGAUAACAUUUA